This is a messenger RNA of Panicum hallii, 1725 nucleotides long. RefSeq names its product probable E3 ubiquitin-protein ligase ARI5. The coding region runs from base 1 to 1725 and encodes 574 amino acids. The transcript has a single exon. Gene Ontology annotation, molecular function: ubiquitin protein ligase activity; ubiquitin conjugating enzyme binding; zinc ion binding. NCBI's taxonomy places the organism in Eukaryota, Viridiplantae, Streptophyta, Magnoliopsida, Poales, Poaceae. The record is from RefSeq and is a predicted model, not a curated record. Gene Ontology annotation, cellular component: ubiquitin ligase complex; cytoplasm. Gene Ontology annotation, biological process: ubiquitin-dependent protein catabolic process; positive regulation of proteasomal ubiquitin-dependent protein catabolic process; protein polyubiquitination.
AUGGCGACCAACGGCGACGGCGUCUCUGAGAACGGUCGCAGCAAGAGAUUCCGUGCUACCGCCGGCUCUACGGGCCACCACGACGACGGCGACAACACCUCUGAUGGCACCGGUGAGGACUACGAUGCCGGCAGCGACGACUACGGAGGCUACGACGAGGAAACCGUCGGGUACGCCUCCGGCGAGGAUUACUUCUUCAACGACGACUGCAACGGCGAGGAAACCUGGGUGACGAGCGUCGUCGACGACUGCGACAGGAGGAGGCGGCAGGAGCGCGUCGUCGUCGUCCUGACCGAGGACGACGUCCGCCGCCGGCAGGACGAGGUGACGGCGAAGGUUGCCGAGAUCCUGUCGUUCCCGGCGGGCUUCGCGGCCGCGGUGCUGCGGCACUGCGGGUGGGACGCCGGGCGCGUCGAGGACCAGUGGUUCUCGGACGACCGCCGCGUCCGCGGCGCCGUGGGCCUGCCGCCGACGGAUGGCGCCGUCCCGGUCCCUACGGCGCUCAGCGCGGCCGAGGCCCCGUGCGGCAUCUGCUUCACCCGGCACCCCGCCGGGCAGAUGCGGUCGGCGGCGUGCCGUGCCCACUUCUACUGCGGCGAGUGCUGGCGCGGGUACAUCGCCGCGGCGGUGGGCGAGGGCGGCGCGCGGUGCCUGUCGCUCCGGUGCCCGGAGCCGGCCUGCGCGGCGGCCGUCGUCAGGGAGCUCGUCGACGCGGCGGCCGGCGCCGCCGACCGCUCCCGGUACGCGCGGUUCGCGCUCCGGUCGUUCGUGGAGGAGGGCGCCGGGCACCGGAUCAAGUGGUGCCCCGGGCCCGGGUGCACCCGCGCCGUGGAGCUUGCGGCGGGCGGCGCCGACGCCGACGCGGACGUGUUCUGCGACUGCCGGCACGGCUUCUGCUGGCGGUGCGGCGAGGAGGCGCACCGGCCGCUCUCGUGCGAGACGGUGCGCGCGUGGCUGGAGAAGAACAGCUCCUUCUCGGAGACGGCCAACUGGGUGCUGGCCAACACCAAGCCCUGCCCCAGUUGCCGGCGGCCGAUGGAGAAGGACCAGGGCUGCAUGCACAUGACCUGCCCGCCCCCCUGCGGCCACCAAUUCUGCUGGGUCUGCCUGGACCCCUGGGACCGGCACCGGGGCUGCGUGGGGUUCCGGCCGGACGGAGACGAGGAGGACGCCGCCGCCGACCCCGGCAGCCAGGAGAAGGUGGCGGCGGACCUGAGCCGCCGCCGGCUGGCCAGCGCGUCGGACAGGUACCUGUACCACUACGAGCGGUGGGUGGCCAACUUCUCGUCGCUGGAGAGCGUGUUCAGGGACAUGGCGGAGCUGGAGGGCUCGGAGAUCGCGCGGAUCGCCGCCGUGGCGGGGCUGCCGGAGACGGAGUUCGGCUUCCUGACGCGGGCGUACGAGGUGGUCGCCGGCGGGCGGCGGGUGCUCAAGUGGGCGCACGCGUACGGGUACUACCUGGACCCGGGCCGCGACGCGGCGAGGCGCGGCCUGCUCGAGGACCUGCUGGACCAGGCGAACGCGUGGCUGGAGAGGCUGCACGCCAGCGCCGAGCUGGAGCGGAGGGAGACCUUCUGCUCCAGCGCCGAGCCCGCCGUGAUCCGCGAGGUGCUCCUGGGGUACUACAAGGGCAGGGUCGAGAACCUCACCGCCGUGACGCGGACGUUCCUGGGCAACCUGGUGAAGGCGUUCGAGUCCGACGACCUGCCCAAGCUGAGCCAUUGA